AUGUAUGAUGCCGAAACCUUGCUCAAAUGGGUUCAUUAUAAAUUUAUAACUGAGUUUAGUUUAUUCAGUGAAUUUUUGGACAUUAAGAAGAUAAAAACGUCUGAACUUAAAAAUGUAAAAGCUAGUCCAUUUAGAAAACAGCUGGGAUUCGAUUUGGAUUAUCUCAAUGAAGACAGCAAACUGCGGACUGAAAUAAAAAAAAACAAUCUUAGUUGUAAAAAUCUUAGCCACACAUAUGUGAAACAAAGUUUUAAGCCUUGUUUAGGAAAAGGAUGUUUGAAAUUGCUUGAAACUAUCAAUGAUGAAAUAGAAAAGAAUAUUCCAGCAGAUUAUAGGACUUUUACUUUUACAAAAAAUCUGCAACAACUCACCGAUUUACUUUUGUCGAGAAAAAACAAUUUGAAAAAACCUAAAACGCCUAAAGGAACACGCGACUUCCACCAAUCCGAGAUGAAGAUACGUAAUAUAGUUAUAAAUGAAAUUACUAAGGUAUUUCGAUCGUUUGGCGCUGAGGCCAUUGACACUCCAGUCUUUGAACUCAAAGAAAUUUUGGUUGGAAAGUAUGGAGAAGAUAGUAAACUUAUUUAUGACUUAGCGAAUCAAGGUGGAGAAUUAUUGGCUUUAAGAUACGACUUGACGGUUCCUUUUGCACGAUAUUGUUCCACUCAUGACGUUGAAAAAAUUAAACGUUUCCAAAUUGGAAAAGUAUAUCGCCGUGAUGAACCUCAAAUGAAUAAAGGUCGAUAUCGUGAAUUUUACCAAUGCGAUUUUGAUAUUUUGGGUCAGUAUAAUGAAUUGAGUUCUGAUGUCGAAGUACUAUUAGUGAUUAAUGAAGUUCUAAAGCGAUUCGAUUUAUUUUUUAGCCAGUACACAAUAAAUGUAAAUCACCGCUCCAUUUUGAACGCGAUACUUUCCUCUUCCGGAGUAGACAAAAAAAAUAUUCCAGUGGUUUGUUCCUCUAUUGAUAAAUUGGACAAGCAACCAUGGGAAGAGGUAAAAAACGAAUUAAUAAUGGUCAAACAGAUAGAUGCUGCCGUGGUAGACAGAAUAAAAGACUUGAUUUUGUUUGAUGGAUCUAAUCAGGAAAUCAUUCAGUUUUUGAAGGAAAAACAAAAGCUUUAUUCUGAUGAAAACUUUAGCAAAGCAAUUCAUGAAUUGGAAAAAAUAUUUUUUAUUUUAGACAACGCAAAUAUCAAGCUUAAUUUAAGUUUAGCACGAGGUCUUGAUUACUACACAGGCAUUAUUUACGAGGUGACUAUAAAUGAUGAUGCUCUUGGAGUAAAGACUAUAGCUGCGGGCGGGCGAUACGACAAUUUGUUGCGCUGUUUCUCAAAUAACUGCAUUCCAGCUGUGGGUGUGAGUUUUGGAUUAGAAAGGUUAAUGACGUUCAUAUUAGAAAAACUGGCUUCUGACCCGGAACUUUUUGACAAAUGGCUACCGAACAACAAAAUUUUACAUGUUUACAUAGCGAAAUUGAAAAAUGUAGAUUUAAAAGACGUUAUAAUCCUUGCAAAUAAAUUACGAAAAAUUGGAAUUGUCACUGAAUAUUCACUCAAAAUUAACCAGAGUUUAAAUAACGAGUUAAAGACUGUUUUAAACGCUAAGAUUCCAUAUAUGGUUAUUAUGGGCGAAAAUGAAAUAAAAAAUGGAAUUAUUUCUAUAAAAAAU
Dermatophagoides pteronyssinus (European house dust mite) is the source of this 1668-nucleotide messenger RNA. RefSeq names its product histidine--tRNA ligase, cytoplasmic-like. NCBI's taxonomy places the organism in Eukaryota, Metazoa, Arthropoda, Arachnida, Sarcoptiformes, Pyroglyphidae. The record is from RefSeq and is a predicted model, not a curated record.